AUGCAGGGCUCAAACAAGGGUUAUGCUGCUGUUGCUGAGGGGCCCAAGGCCCCCGCAAUGCUGCGCUGCAUCGUUUCUGUGCUGCUCACUGUUGCUGCUGCAGCAGGAACAGCAGCAAGACAUUUGCCGUUUCUGCAGUCCUGCUGCAAGCGACGCAGAAACAACAACAGCAGCAGCAGCAGCAGCUGGGCAGCAGCAGCAAAUGCAGCAGCAGCAGAUAUCGAGGGAGGCGUCCCGCCGCCAAGGGAGCUGCAGGGGACAAGCAAAUCGGCUCAGAAAAUGGUCUUGGUCUCCUUCUUUGGAAGUGAAGAAUUUGCUGCUGAAGGGAAAGGGCCUCGCUGUGGGGCCCUUCAGCAUAGAGCAGGACCGCAGCUUCUUUGCUGGAUGAGCGCUUUGGGGGGCGAAGACGGACCUGAAAUAGAAAAGGGAGAUGUCGUGUGCGCCUUUGCCGGAGAGAGUUUGCGGUACUUGGGAAUGCUGAGAGAAAAAGGAUAUAAGCCCUUGAUUGCCAGCAGAAGCAUCAUUUAA
This is a messenger RNA of Eimeria tenella, 528 nucleotides long. RefSeq lists its product as uncharacterized. The record is from RefSeq and is a predicted model, not a curated record. The transcript is spliced from 4 exons. Lineage: Eukaryota; Apicomplexa; Conoidasida; Eucoccidiorida; Eimeriidae. The coding region runs from base 1 to 528 and encodes 175 amino acids.